GGCGCCCGGCCAUUGGCUGGCGGGAAGGCGUGUGAAACUUGAGGGAGGAGAGCCCCCUUAGCUACAUCCCCCACACGCGUGCAGCGGAGACUAUCCUCCCUCGAGGGUAAGCGUGGGAGGUAACGAGACCUUCCGCCGCGUAAAGCCGACUCGACCCGGAAACAGUCUUUUACAAAAAGUAUCCGUGCCCUGGAGGGGCGGGGAGGAUUGGUGCGUCUGGAACGGGGGACAGCUUCGCAGGUUGCUAAGCGACGAGGCAGGAGCGCGCGCGCUCCCAAGCUGCUGGAGGAAGACACCUGAGGAAACUGCAGCGGCGGCGGCGGCGGCGGCUCCCCGAGACCCGGGAGACCUGGCUAACACGCCGCGCCCUGCCGGCUCCUACCCCAGCGUCAGGAACGUUCCUCCCCGGGCAUUGUCCGGUGACGAGACGAGGGCUUUGCUGGGGCGGCCCCUCACCGCGCGUCUUCGCCACAGCGGAGGCAGGACAGAGAUUACUUCUGCCAUCAGAUGUCUUUCUGCCUGACUGAACUACACCUGUGGUCUUUGAAGAAUACCUUACACAUUGGGGAUAGAGACAUCGGAAUCUACCAGUAUUAUGACAAGAAAGAUCCAUCAGCAACAGAGCAUGGUAACUUAGAAGAAAAGCAGAGGCUGGCAGAAUCCCGAGAUUAUCCUUGGACGCUCAAAAAUAGACGACCAGACAAACUUCGAGACUCACUCAAAGAGUUGGAGGAGCUGAUGCAAAACAGUCAGUGUGUGCUGAGCAAAUGGAAGAACAAAUAUGUCUGUCAGCUCCUCUUUGGUUCAGGUGUUCUGGUGUCCCUAAGCCUUUCUGGGCCACAGCUGGAGAAAGUGGUGAUUGACAGAAGCCUGGUGGGGAAGCUCAUCUCAGACACCAUCAGUGAUGCUCUUCUCACAGACAGUUUCAUCAUCUUAUCAUUUUUGGCACAAAACAAGCUAUGUUUUAUUCAGUUUGCCAAGAAGAUGGAUUCUCCUGAUACAAACAAAAGACUGGAAAAACUCUCAGCUCUGGAUUAUAAGAUUUCCUAUUAUGAAAUACCUGGCCCAGUAAACAGGAAAACAGAACGUCAUCUAGCUAUCAGUUGUGUUCAGGAUAUAUUUGUUUGCUGGUGGCCACUAGUCAACGAUGAUGCUUGGCCUUGGGCCCCCAUUUCUUCUGAGAAGGACAGAGUCAAUCUGCUGCUCCUGGGCUAUGCUCAAGGAAGACUUGAGAUUCUGAGUUCUGUCCGAACAGAAUGGGAUCCAUUGGAUGUUUGCUUUGGCACCAAACAGCCAUAUCAGGUGUUCACAGUGGAACGCUCCAUCAGUGUAGACAAAGAGCCCAUGGCUGACAGUUGCAUCUAUGAAUAUGUUAGAAACAAAAUGCAGUGUGUAUCAGUCACCAGAAUACCACUAAAAUCAACGGCCAUCAGCUGCUGCAGGAACAUUACUGAAGAAAAACUGAUCCUGGGCUGUGAAGAUUCUUCAGUGAUUCUUUAUGAAACUCACCGUAGGGUGACUGUCUUAGCCCAGGCUGAACUUUUACCUUCAUUAAUAAGUUGCCAUCCAAGUGGUGCCAUUCUGCUAAUUGGCAGCAAUCAAGGAGAGCUGCAAAUUUUUGAUAUGGCUCUGUCCCCUAUUAAGGUCCAACUCCUGGCUGAAGAACUCUUACCCAAGAAGACUUUGCAAUUCAAUAAAUUCUUUGCUGUUUCCAGCAGUCUUGUUCAAAUGCAGUGGAUAGCACCUCACGUUGUUUCUCAGAAGUCUGAAAUUGGAGACAUCUUUGAUCUCCUCUUCAUCAGGUUUGACAGAGGACCUAUGGGUGUGCUUCUGUUUAAACUUGGUGUCUUCACUCGAGGACAGCUGGGCCUGGUAGACCUCAUUUUUCAGUACGUUCACUGCGAUGAGAUCUGUGAGGCAAUUAACAUCCUGAGCAGCAUGAACUGGGACACUGUGGGCCACCAGUGCUUUAUCAGCAUGAGUGCCAUUGUAAACCACCUUCUCAGACAAAAGCUUACUCCAGAGAGAGAAGCACAGCUUGAGGCAAGCCUUGGAACCUUCUAUGCUCCAACAAGACCACUUCUGGAUUCAACUGUUCUGGAAUAUAGAGACCAAAUCAGCAAAUAUGCAAGGAGAUUCUUCCAUCACUUGCUCAGGUACCAGAGAUUUGAAAAGGCAUUCCUGCUAGCUGUUGACAUUGGUGCACGUGACCUGUUUAUGGAUAUCCAUUACCUUGCACUAGAUAAGGGUGAAUUGGCACUAGCUGAAGUGGCAAGAAAAAGAGCUAGUGACAUUGAUGCAGAAUCAAUAACCUCUGGAGUUGAACUCCUGGGCCCCUUGGACAGAGGGGAUAUGCUAAAUGAAGCUUUUGUUGACUUAUCUUUAGCACCUCAAGAGGAAGACUCCUUUCCAGAUAAUCUCCCUUCCUUUGGUUCAUUUCACACACAUAUUCAACAAACAGCACUGAAUGGCUCCUCUCAUCGAAAGUUUGCUGGUCCCUGAACUAGACACAUAAGAAUUGGAAAAGAAGAUAAAAUUCCUUUUGCAAUGGUGUGACAAUAUAACUGAAAGCCCCAGAGAACCGGUGAUAAAACUAAAUCAAAUAGUUUUAAAAAUUCAAUAAAAUGGAGGAUAUAAUUGACCAAACAUAUACAAGCAAUCAUCAGUAAUAGGACAUGAUGGUAUAGAACACCCUAUUUAAAUAUCGAUGAAGAAAAUUAAAUACUUAAGAAUAAACAAAUAUGUAAAAAUCUAUAAUAGGAAAACUUUAACACACUUUGAAAGACAUAGCCUUGAACAAUGCAAAGAUUUCUUUUUUUUUCUUUUUUUCUUUUUCUUUUUUAUUUUUUUGACAGGCAGAGUGGAUAGUGAGAGAGAGAGACAGAGAGAAAGGUCUUCCUUUUUGCCGUUGGUUCACCCUCCAACAGCCACUGCGGCCGGCGCACCACGCUGAUCCGAAGCCAGGAGCCAGGUGCUUCUCCUGGUCUGCCUUGCGGGUGCAGGGCCCAAGCACUUGGGCCAUCCUCCACUGCCUUCCAGGGCCAUAGCAGAGAGCUGGCCUGGAAGAGGGGCAACCAGGACAGAAUCCGGCGCCCC
Messenger RNA from Lepus europaeus (European hare), 3096 nucleotides. RefSeq names its product WD repeat containing planar cell polarity effector (gene WDPCP). The record is from RefSeq and is a predicted model, not a curated record. Bases 508 to 2502 code for a protein of 664 amino acids. NCBI's taxonomy places the organism in Eukaryota, Metazoa, Chordata, Mammalia, Lagomorpha, Leporidae. Gene Ontology annotation, molecular function: protein binding. Gene Ontology annotation, biological process: cilium organization; establishment of protein localization; nervous system development. The transcript has 16 exons. Gene Ontology annotation, cellular component: axonemal basal plate.